AUGUUAAUCCUGCUUGCUGCCUCUUUUAUAACAAACUUAAUAGCAUAUUGGAUCUUUAUGUACCCAAAUCUCAGCAUUAUUGUAAUAAUUCGUUUCCACCAUGGUUCACUUGUAGUAUUAUUAGAAGAAUCAAGCGAAAAUGGAGACUAUGACUAUAAAUCCCACAAAAACCAACUAAAUCUACAGCAUUUUAAAACUAUUCGUAACGAGCUUAAACAUGACAUCAAAAUCGCGUAUCAGUUGUAUACUCAAAAUCUGGAAGCCACUAUUAAGACCGAUCCAAAAAAAUUCUGGGCGCAUAUUAGUCGUCUGAAAAUGCGUUCUGGUAUACCUUCUGAAAUGAUUUAUUUGGAUAAUAUUUUGCGUAAUCCCAAAGACAUUGUAAAUGCCUUUAUGGAACACUUUCACUCCAGUUAUUCGGAUUUUAGUCCAAGUUCUAUUGAUGAGUUUAUUGAUGAGUCCAGCAAUAAUUCCAUUAAUUUUAUUUCGGUUACGGAAUCCAACGUCUUUGAAACCUUGAUGACUAUCAAACCUAAUAUGACUAGUGGCCAUGAUAAUAUACCAGGUUUUUUAUUCCAUGACUGUGCCUCAGUGUUUUCUUAUCCUUUAUCAAUUAUAUUCAAUAUUAUUUUGAAAACUGUAUCGUUCCCAGACGUCUGGAAAUUAUCUGUGAUCUCACCAAUUUUUAAGAAAGGGGAGAGACAUUUAAUAGAAAAUUACCUACCCAUCUCAUUGAUUUGCAAUUUUUCAAAGAUUUUUGAGAUGAUUCUUCAUAAAUUUCUCUCAUUUAAUGUGCACAAUUGGUUAACGGAAUCCCAACAUGGAUUCAUAAGUGGUCGUCCUACUGUAACGAAUUUGAGUUGUUUCACCCAAUUCGUAGCCAAUAGUUUCGAUGCUAAACAGCAGGUGGACGUGAUAUAUACUGAUUUUUCCAGGCCGUUUGACAAACUCAACCACAGAAUUCUACUGAUAAAAUGA
This is a messenger RNA of Zophobas morio, 978 nucleotides long. RefSeq lists its product as uncharacterized. The record is from RefSeq and is a predicted model, not a curated record. Bases 1 to 978 code for a protein of 325 amino acids. NCBI's taxonomy places the organism in Eukaryota, Metazoa, Arthropoda, Insecta, Coleoptera, Tenebrionidae. The transcript has a single exon.